UAGCCUUGUACAUGCGUGUUGUCGCAUUCGCAACGGUGGUGUUGGUGUGUACGUUUACAUACAUGGAGUUUGACCAAGUUGGACAAAAUACACCAUGGCAACUCAUUUGGAACACUGACAGACUGUUCAAGAAAGAAGUGUAUAUGCCACAGUUUCCCUGUGUUGGAGCAAUACCAGGCGAAGACGAGGAUCUUUUUUGCUUGAACAGGACGGAGCUGCUCCCUGACUUCAAGAACCCGUGCUGGAAGGACCAAAACGGGACCAUCAGCUGCCUCCCGUAUUUCCAUCUCAUUGGAUCCGAUAAAUGCGGAUCUACGGAUCUGUUCAAUAGAAUUACUCACCACCCAGAUGUGGAGACGUGUAGCUGUGUGCUUGGGAAGGAAGCUACCUACUGGAGCUGGUUUCGCUAUGGUAUAGUUCAUAAAAGUAUGAGACGUCAUCAUCUAACGUUUGCUGACUACAUCAACAUGUUUAGGAAGGCAUCCGUCAGUAUAAAAGCUUAUGCAGUCGAUGAUUACCACCCUAAAGUUGUAGGGGACGGAACACCGAUGGACUUCUGGGAUUUCCGAGGAUGGACGAGAAUACCUCAGAACAGAGGGCUUCAAGAACCUUUAGUUCUUACUCCACAUUUAAUGCGCCAUGUGUAUAAAUAUAUGAAAUUCCUACUCAUCUUCAGAAACCCCAUAGACAGAUUAUACUCAGACUACUACUUCAUGAACUAUGGAAGGUCACCGGAGUCGUUCCAUGAUCAUGUUAUCCUUUCUGUCUGGAUGAUGAAGAAGUGCAUCCGGGAAAAUUCUGUCAGAACAUGCAUGUUUAGUACGAAGAUGUAUCAUCACCUACCGACCAGGCUCCAUAUUGGUUGUUAUUCGGUGUUUCUAAAGGAAUGGCUUUCUGUCUUUCCGCGGGAGGACUUCCUCAUCUUGAGAACAGAGGACUACAAGGCCAAUGCUUGGGGAACUCUCAGUGACGUCUUUAAGUUUUUAUCACUACCUCCACUGAACGUGACGGCUAUGGACAACCUCGCACAACUUAAAAAGCAGCAUGAGACCAAAUCUAAAAGAAAUGCGCUUGAUAUGAAGAAUAGUACACGAAGAAUACUCCACGACUUUUAUGCUGAAUAUAAUAAGGAACUCGCUGAUAUACUAAACGAUGACAAAUUCCUGUGGGAAACAUGACAGUAGGCAAAUGUAAUUAUCUUAAAAACCUGUAUAUAUAUACACAUGCACAAAAGUUAAGCGCCACCAUAUUUAUAGUCUCUU
Haliotis rufescens (red abalone) is the source of this 1262-nucleotide messenger RNA. RefSeq names its product carbohydrate sulfotransferase 15-like. Bases 12 to 1178 code for a protein of 388 amino acids. The transcript has 7 exons. Gene Ontology annotation, molecular function: N-acetylgalactosamine 4-sulfate 6-O-sulfotransferase activity. Gene Ontology annotation, biological process: hexose biosynthetic process. The record is from RefSeq and is a predicted model, not a curated record. NCBI's taxonomy places the organism in Eukaryota, Metazoa, Mollusca, Gastropoda, Lepetellida, Haliotidae.